This is a messenger RNA of Oreochromis niloticus (Nile tilapia), 1527 nucleotides long. RefSeq names its product programmed cell death 1 ligand 1-like. Gene Ontology annotation, biological process: T cell receptor signaling pathway; regulation of cytokine production. The coding region runs from base 129 to 644 and encodes 171 amino acids. Lineage: Eukaryota; Metazoa; Chordata; Actinopteri; Cichliformes; Cichlidae. The record is from RefSeq and is a predicted model, not a curated record. Gene Ontology annotation, cellular component: external side of plasma membrane. The transcript has 3 exons. Gene Ontology annotation, molecular function: signaling receptor binding.
CUCAAGCUCAGAUAAAAGGAAGACAGUUUAAAGCAGUUACCUGACGUUUACAGUUUUAGAUUUUGUUCCUGAAAACAUCAGCAUUCUUGGAUUUUUAACAGCUGAAGUUUGAACUGGAUGAAGAGAAAAUGACUGCAAUGACUGAGUCGCUUUGCUGCACUUUGCUGCUUUUUGUCUGCGUGUUUGCAGAUAAGAAAAACAUCACAGCUGAGUCUGGACAGAACGUCACUCUGACAUGUCGAGCUCCAAAUGAGAACAAAACCAACACAGUAGUAGAGUGGAGCAGACCUGAUCUAAAUCAAACAUAUGUCCUUUUGUACCGGGAUGGGCACUUUGAUCCAGCCAAGCAGCAUCCAUCAUUUAAGAACCGGGUGGAUCUGCAGGACAGACAGAUGAAGGAUGGAGAUGUGUCUCUGAUUCUGAAGAAUGUGACGAUUAAUGACACUGGAACAUAUGAGUGUCGUGUCAGUGGAGAAAAUGAGUUAAAGAACAAAGCUAAUCUAAGUGGUGACCCCAUCAACAUCAUCUACCUGAGUGUUGUUGAUCCUCCAGGAAGCGUCAGCAUGGGAGAGAAGAUAACUGCACCAUUUAGACUCAUCAUCACUCUGUCAGUUUUUGCUGUGCUUCAUGUUGGUGGGUUUUGACCUACAGAAACAUGAAGACAAACAGACUCACCUGAAACAGCCUGUCUGAAAUUUCUCCGUUUUUGUUUCUUUGUUGUUGUUUUUUUUUUUUAACACUAUGAAUGUCCAGCUUAACGUUCAUUACUCUGUGUUUUGUGACAAACUUUAAGGUAACCUGUAUGUCACAUUUUGUUUUUACUGAGUACUAAGAACAACAGUUAAUCAAACUGAAUAAUGCUGUGAGAAGUAUUGUUUUUUCCGAAUGUUUUAUCUGACGUUUGCUUUGUUCUGAAGGCCUGGGCCUGGUUUCAUCCUGAUAAAAAAUAUUUUUUCUUUUUUUGUUUGUUUUUGUUAUUUCUUCUUGUAGGAUCUUGUAAUCCUGCUGACUUCUGUCCUACUUGUUCAAAAAAGAAGCUGGAUAGGAUCACACUGAACCACUAACAGACAGCAGGGGUGUCAAAGACGAGGCCUCCGGGCCAGGAUAGACUCCAAUGCUGUCUGCUGGACAGCUUUGGAAAAUAUGAAUGAUGGUAGAAUUUUUUGACUUAACUCUAUUUUCCAAAGUCUAAGGAGCUUGGAAAGAAAAGCGUCUGGACUUCUUUAAGUUGCUUGAAGACGUUUCACCUCUCAUCCGAGAGGCUUCUUCAGUCUCAGGGUGGAGAGUCCCAGAUCUAUUUGCAAAACUUUUACAGUUAGAAAGAGCUCCCGCAUUGCCAUUCAUACAACACCAAAAUAGUUAAGAAAUAAAUAAUGACAUCACAGAACAGUUCCUGUUUUUUACUGUCUACUGUACAUAAAACAACAAAAUGAUCAAUCCACAAAAUCUUCAUUUAUUCAUGAGUGUGUAACAGCUACUAGAAUUGUUUUUUCUGUAAUUUCACACAUUAACAUGUAGAAAAACUCA